This is a messenger RNA of Varroa destructor (honeybee mite), 13122 nucleotides long. RefSeq names its product RhoGTPase activating protein (gene cv-c). Gene Ontology annotation, biological process: regulation of Rho protein signal transduction; signal transduction; actin cytoskeleton organization. The record is from RefSeq and is a predicted model, not a curated record. Gene Ontology annotation, molecular function: GTPase activator activity; lipid binding; protein binding. Lineage: Eukaryota; Metazoa; Arthropoda; Arachnida; Mesostigmata; Varroidae.
CUCACACAAACAACCCCACACAUACGCAUGGGACGCAUCUAAACUCACUCACCCGUUCACGCGUCCGUGUGCUAGCACAGACAGUCAGCGAACGGACAGACGAACGAUCCAACAAGAGGUCCCUGUAUCUUUACGCGUAGAGACUACGGCCGUAGCAUCGCUCUCGCCCUGUAGAUGGACGUCGCUGUUAUUGGCGCUGCAGCUGCGUUCGAUGCUGUCUCUGUGUUGAUAUUCCGCCAGCGAUAGUUAGGCAGGUAAGUUGACAUGAGCAUGCGCUGAUCGACGUUGCUUGCCCUGCCGCUGUUGUUGUUGCUGUUGCUGCUGUUAUUGCAGCAGCCGGGUGGCCACGGGCGGUUGUCACCCCCUGCCAUUGACAACAGAGGGAUCGAGAUAGAGAGAACGAAAUAGGACAAGAGAUAUUAGACAUUGUGGCGCUUUCGUCUACCAUCGCCGCCACACAACGGGUGAGAUGAUCAUCAUCGCGGCUAUUUUGCCCUGUGACUUCGAGGGCUGUGGCUGUUCGAUGUGACACGGUGACGAAAUGUUGCCGCUGCUGCCAUCGUCGCGGAACAGGUACAACGAUGGAGACGACGACGACGACAACAUCAAUAAUAAUAACAACAACAAGGCAAUAUGAAACCUACGACUGACGGGACCCAAUCGUAGCAGUACAGCAACAAACAACGAAAAAUCUAGGAAUAGAUAGAGAUUUUGUGCGGUCUGUCGACCUGAACGGCAACAUCUCAUAGAAGUGUUCUCUGAUGACUCCGUGAUUGUUGAAAUAUUCUAAGCAAAAAAUAAGCUUCUGUGUCUAUGCCCCGUUUGCCUGGUGUCGAUUUAGUUCUCUGCUCUAUCGGUGGCUGCCACCUCGUCGCCAGGGGCCCAACGAAGUAAGGAUCUUUUUUCGCGACUUUCGCUCGCUUGCCGCAGCUCCUCCCAGUCUCCUUGCCUCGUAGACGAACAAUUCAGUUGUCCACUUACCGUAGGCAAGGCCACCUGCCGCUGACCACCGAACAGCACUCGUCGAGAUUGGCAACAGCUAAAGGUGUUGUUCCUGAGAGCGCAGCCUUUCUCAUGGAUGCGGUUAGGGUGUCGUCAUUGCGGGACAACGCUGCGAAGAUCGUUGUUACUGCUGCCGUUACUGUUGCCCGUUCGAACGCCCACCUCAGCGGAUGUUUUGCUGUCGUCAGCCAAUAGCUGGUUAUUGUUGUCCACUACCUAUUUGCCGCGUCGUCGCCAGUCAGAAGUUUGAACCGACAGGAAAACGUUAGCGAGCAAGGCAGAAGCAGACCUUGUUGUUCCCUAGCCGACAGCGAAACCGAACAACCCCACGACCGUUAAUACCUGCUGAUUUUGAUCACAGCGACUGACCGGAGAAACCGAGCGCGUCCUGUGACUGCUGCAGCCGCUGUUACUAGCGGAUUUUUCUCUGGUAUAACGACGACCGUUACUGUUACUUGUGCUAUCGUGGAGUGGACUCGUCGCUCGUGUGUGUUCGCGGGGAUUACCGUAUUGGUUAUUGUUGUUGCUACCGUGUGCUGUUGGUGGUGUGUUGAAAAAGACCGUUGGAAACCACCUGCCCCCGCCCCUAUUUACGAAAACGGGCUGGCUCGGAAAGAGGCAUGAACAAACGGCUCGUAAGAUGAGCCCGGCACACAGGCUAGUCCAAGCAGGCUCACUCAGGCAAUAGAUAACACAGCCAAAUACGAAGAAAUUGCCAGUCAAGCACCAGGUGGUCGAUCGUCAAACGGUCUUUUGGUGCUUUUACGUGUGGGCCUGUGCCUUCUGGCUAGAUACGAUCAUCAUCAUUAUCAUCGUCGUCGUCGACGUCGCCACUGGACGUUUUAACGGGCAGAGAGAUUAGGUCGAGCACGUUCGUCUGCUGGAGUGUUCGACAACUGUUACGUAGCCUCUAGUCAAUUCUGGUGGGCGGAUCGAAUUCUGUGUAGUACGGUAACGUUUGACUCCGAUCCACAAAUACACAUCGUUUGAUUACCGCAACAACUUGUCGCGCCUAUUUGGCAGUCAACACGUGCGGUCUACAUGUGAAGUCAAAGAGAACCAGGUGAUUAUUGCGGAUAUGUAGUGGACAAAUGAUCAGAUGCGUCUGGUACGUUACGGCUAAUUCGAUCUGAUUUGCUUUGGGAUCAGUUAGUAAACUAGUUUACAAACGGUCAACGCUCAGUUCUCUCGCAUCUUCUAUCGGUAGAAUCGCGUUUACGACUAUUACGGCAGGUUAUAAUACGGCUCUGUCGGGCAGAGUUGUGUAGAUAACUUGUGUAAUUAAUUCCUAAUAUGAUUAGGCAGUGAAUAGAUUCCUAAAAAACUGCGCAAUUUUCUGAAGUAAGUGCCUCGUGUCAUCUUCGUACGCAACGGUAAAUUUUUCUCCGAUCACCCGUGAAGGCGCAUGUUCGUUGGAAAUGGAUUGCACUCAGGGAACCGUAUUUUCGCCGAAGUAACGAACGUGUAGCGAGGACAGAAUUUCGAUUUGGGUUAGUGCUUGGUAAAAAAAUUGAUUGUAAGUGACAACACUGUGUACUAUUCGUUGUAUCGUGUAAGCUACGUGUUCUCAGGGUCACAGCAUCGACGUAUUCCUUCGUAGAUCUAGGACCCUUGAAGGAAUAUCGAUCAAUUUGGAUUAUAUGUUACUACUACGCUAUGGAGAUAUUGCCUCACCUUCAAGGCUAAUACUCACGCGUCGUUGUUCAGCCCACCUAUGCGUUUGUUCCGAUAAGCGAUAGACGUGGGCUUUGCGUGGGACGCAAGAGCGCAUACCGUGCCGAGAAGCGCCACGCAAGAUGGCGCGCUACGUUAGGAAUGCUCAAUCCACUCCUGUGGAACAGUUUCGAUCUCUAUCCCAGGCCGCACCGCCGUGGAAUAGUCGUAAAGCGGAUCUCCUGCACGAACUCGACGUCUACCUCGACUCAGCCAAUGCAUUCAUUGGUGAGGCUGAGAAAGAGUUGCGUCAUAAAGGGUCCUCAUCCAAGAAUAUGUCGCCGAUACCUCCGCCGCGAAGACGAUCCUCGUCGUCGUCCAGUGGUAAAGCCUACAUGAGUUUCGCCAGCCCGGUUACAGAGGUAAAAGCCAGCUCAGCUUCAUCAGGGCCAUUUAUUCGCUCGGCCUGGGGAUACUCGAGUUUAAAUAGCGCUGCUCGCCGAGGUCAAUGCCUUCAAAGUGGCUGGGACCGUCGCCAUUGUGGCCAAGCAGGUAUUGAUGCUCUUCUGGACGCAGGACACAAUCUGGAUGAAUCGAUUAUCAUGGACAUUGGAGAGAUCGAGAAGCUGACUCAGGCUCUUGUUUUAGGACUCGACAAUAUUGACGAGGAAGUCAAAGAACACUCGGCACCUGAAUCCAAAGGAAAACAGUCACCGACACCGCGAAUCCCUCAUAAUCCCCACAUCCUUGUUCUUAAUGAUCAGUCAUCUUCAUCGUAUUGGCCGUCGUCUGUGACAAGUACUCCAGAUGCUCUGGUCGUGUCCGAAUCAUUCAAUUCAACGGUUCCAAUUUUGCCUUCAACUCCACGUGAGCUUCGACGAGGAUUCCGUCGUGAUGUAAGCAAUAUCAGCACUCGUUCAGAAUUGGAUGACUCGUUUCCGGAGGAAUUCUGCGACCCAGGAGAAGUAUCGCCUAGCUGGCAGUUUGUAGACGGCGCUCGGAAGACGAAAUCUUGUGACAGUUUGAAUGAGAACGACCAUCUUAAUGAUAGCUGCGUCACACGUCUUUGGACAUCGGAGGAAAGCAUUUCUAAUAAAACAAACCGUGCUCUGAUGAAAAAAUUCCAUGAAUCACCUGGAGCCUCCCCACGUGAAUCUAUUUACCAAUCAAAAACGCUUAAGGCCCUUGAUAACCAACUCAAUGCGGCAUUAAUGAAGAUCAUGCAAGAUCAAGAUCAGCUUCAAUCACCCGUCACAGUGAAAGCCAUACCUACACCAGCCGCGGUUAAAAAACCGAUUCAAGUACCGCCGAAAAUUUUACCAAAGUCGGGGAAACAAUCUGCAAUUACACUUAGCGAUGACAUGUUUGAGGAGUUUGAGGCAGAAUUCAAGGCAACGCUAACCCGACCGAAACGAAAAUUCGCGCAAGUACCUUCGAUCCCAGGUCAGGUAUCAACGCUGGUUGACUGUCAAGCGAACCGUAAAUUGGGUCCAAUACCAUCUCCUAUUAAACCGGAGGCUCCUGCGCGAGUAAAACGCUCACACAGUAACUCUGCACCCAAAGGCAAAAGUAAAAAUGAAAACCGAAGUCCAGUCGGAGCUGUAGUACGCGACUCUAGUUUUUCGACUCAGCGCCCACUGUCUACAAAGGAGACCAAUAUACAACUCCGUGCAAAGUUCUUCGCAGAACUUAUGGACCCAAAUAUCGCGUAUGAGGUUAAAAGAAAUCAAGACGUGGCGCACGACCGAAAGAAGGAUGAAGGCAGGAAGGUACAAGAUGUGAAUGACAAGAAAACUGUGUACUUUGAAGAGUCUCGACAUCCUCUUUUGAUCAGCUAUCGAAGCGCCUUGGAAAAGAAUGCUGCAGUCUUGCAAUCGAACCCGGACCUAUCGCAGAUAAUUUCGAACGUGCGUAGUUCAGAACAGAGAAAAUCACUUGUAAUACCGUCAAGCAAGGAAAAAAGCCAAUUACCGCACAACUGUCGUCCUCUAGAGAAACGAGGCAGUGAGGAGAAUAAUAAUAAUAGUUCAAAUAAAAAUAGCAACAGCACACCCAGAAUCCAAAAAGGCAAACCUCAAGAUCAUUUAAUUGAUUCCUACUCACAAGAGUUUGAAAAUUCAAUGGAAUCGUUGGAAUCGUUUUGUCGAAAUCUCCAAUUAGAUACGAUAUCGGCUAGUUUUGAUGCCGAAUUCGCUAAGAUGUCGCCCUUAAAAAAAAUCGUUUCGGACCAGAUGCUCUCACAAAAGGUUAUUGUUUCCGCUCUGACAACUAUCGAGCCUGUCGGUAAAGAGUGUCCCAGCCAGGUUCACACUGAUAGUGAGGACUGUCUAUCGACGGGUAGUGGCCCGAGCUCGAUUCCCAGUGGAAGUACCGACACGAUGGAAUCGCGAAGCUCCGGCGUGCACACGAUGGAGCUCAAGAAACAAUCAGGUCAACGGCAUGUCACGAGUAAGGACAAACAGCAACAACAGCUGCCACAGUUGGCAUCACAGCCCCAGUUACCGAUUCGACGGAAAACGCGAGACUUAGCCGAUGCUUUUUUAGGGCAUGGCGGCCGAGGAAGCAGUAAAAUUGAUGUCACCAACGAUGAAAGGGAAGAAACUGGCGAAGGAACCACGAGCCGCGGCAUAGAGUUACUGAUGCGAGCCUCCGCGCACGAAAGGGCCUCAGUAGCAGAGCUCAGCCCGGUACGCCCGUCCAAGGCGCUCCGUGCAGCUGCGGCCAGAGGUAUCCCGCUUCCGAGGCCGGGGCAAAAUUCUACAGUAACACAAAGUCAGUACAAACAAGAGCAGUAUGUGCAGACACAAUGCAAGCAGAUGACUCGGAGCACGUCUAUAGAGCCAGAUAACCGGAGCUCUUCUCCAGAUAUAGCCUUGUACGAACUAAAUCGGAGUGAGCAAAUUCUCAACAAUCUGGUCAAAUCGUCAACUGAUCCAGCGGUCGCGGAGUUACUGAGCGCCAGCUGCGACAGUGGUAGCGGGGACAGGGCAACCAUGACAUUGAGCAGCACAAGCAGUGUCUCUAAUAGUUAUGCCGGUGCGUCUCAAGUUCCUUCGCCAUCACCAGUAAACGCGGUUCAACGGGUUGAAGUGUGUCUCUGCGGAAAGCCCAUCAUUACAAAAUCCAAUGGCGAUAGCGCAAAGAAAGGGCUAUGCAAGAAGUGUUCGUCAAGCAAAGCGAUGCGAUUCUUGCAUGCGUGCACAAGCUAUGCCGCAAAAACCAACUCCCUGCCAAUCCUACGCAAGGACAGUGGUGACAAGGUUAAAUUGCGACCAAAGAACAAUGACAAAGGCCAAAAUGGGCAUAGAGAGCGGCAGGCUCCGCCGCCGCCGCCGCACAAUAAUCAAACCUCGACGGGGUGCAUCUUGUCGUCCACUCAUGAAGUCGAUAAAAGCCGCUCCAAUUCCGUGACAGACCUUAACGAGGCGGAAGCCGUUCAGGCUUUGGAAUGGCUGAGACAAACUGGCUUUCCUCAAUACGUUCAGAUGUAUGAGGACAACUGUUUUCCGCUUGACAUGAGUACGGUGUACAAGGAUCAUCCCCAUCUGGACGCCGAUGAGAUUCAAUCUUUACUCAGGCGGCUAAACACAUUGAAUAAGUGCGCGCGUAUGAAGACCGAUGCUUUCCUUAAGCUUCACUCGUCGGAUGAGGAUUUGGCGCUUUCGGAUAAUUGGCAAUUUCACCGGCCAUCACGUCGAUGGUCGAGAAUUGUCCCGCCAAACUUUAAUGAGCUUCCGCUUAUAACUAAGCAACACGUCGAUACCGGUAGUUAUGGCAGUGGAGCAGCGCAGGAGGCUUACUCUUCACGCGAUUCGGUGUUCCUCGAUUCGGAGACAGGGAAUCCCACAGUGGCCCACAGCCCCGACUCGGAGGCUUCAGGCCAGUCGCCCGUUUGCGUCGGCCCAGCUGGCUCGGCCUUGUCCGCGUCAGAUGAACGAAUUCAGCAACAUACGACGCAUAGCCGAAGUCCUACACCCUCAUUGCAGAGCAAACUACGACGCAGCGGCAGUGAACGGAUCCGGGACGCGAUUAUCCGCAAGGUCGAUUCGUUUCGAAGGAGGAGACGCGAAGCGCGUUCGAGGAGUCCUAAGAGCCACAAAAUGGGAAGGCCGGGAGGCGCUGAGCAGGAUCCUUCAACGACACAAACGACUACUGCUCAUCAGCCUUCCUCCCUCCACGCUGUUAUGCUGCCGGGACAGACGCCAGCUGGAUGUCUCAAAAAGGCACAAGGGACUCACAACAGCCCUAAGUUUCUCAGCCUUAAAGGAAAGCGGCGGGGGGAAUGCUACGAUAACCAGGCCUUGUUAGCUGAUCUUGAGGGCUGCGAUCCACACUCAUUGACGUUGAACCUCAACUUGAGUUUGACUCAAUCAACACAGUCGGAUACAGAUGUCGUGGGGGAUUCGACAGGCGCGCGAAGGGACUCUGGCGUCGGUAGCUCCAUAACUAGGACCAGCACGGGUUCGGUAGCAGGCCUUGUAUCCACCACGUGGCACUGUUAUCCUGGUCCAGCCGUUCAUCCGACCCUUCUUUGCCCUGACAGAGCUAUCCCUCUUUCACAGCUGACAGCAUGUCAACACAUGAUCCUACGAAAGCACGCUUUACUACGAUUAACUGCACUCAUGGAGCGGUACAGUCCGCCUUAUAAAACUGGCUGGGCGUGGAGUGUUCCGAAGUUUAUCAAGAAGAUGACGACACCUAAUUAUAAGGAUAAGGUGACGUUUGGAGUUCCGCUGAGUGCACACAUCCAACGAUCGGGCCAUCCGUUACCCCCAUCGAUUCAAACUGCAAUGCAGUUUGUGGCAUCGGUGGCGCCCCGAUGCGGCGGCGUUUUCCGGAAGCCGGGCGUACGCUCACGAAUCGAAAAACUCCGUGCACUGCACGAGACGCACGCUCUCGACGCACACCUACUGGUGUAUGAAAGCCAGCAAUGUUACGACGUGGCGGACAUGGUCAAGCAGUACUUCCGCGAGCUACCCGAAGGUGGACUGCUUACCGCCAACUUCUCGCAAACGUUUCUCUACAUAUUCAUGCAUAUUCCCGAGGAGCACCGUUUGGAAGCACUGCAGUGCGCCGUAUUGAUUCUACCAGACGAAAACAGAGAAGUGUUGGAAACCCUGUUAUGUUUUCUAGACGAAGUUGCUCAAGCGUCCCAGCAAAAUGGAAUGACCGCGUCGAAUCUUGCACUCUGCUUCGCACCAAGCAUCUUUCAGCUAUCCCAAACGACUAGUCCUAAAAGGAAGCGCAACAAUCAACUAAGCGGCGAACGAGAAAUUUGCGAGAAUCGUGCCGGUAACGAGUGUCUAUGUAAGAUGAUUGAGUGGCACCAGGAACUAUUCGCAGCGUCCGUCCAGAUCCUGCAGUCGGCACGACUGGCCUUAGAAGAUCCAACUGACAUUCAGAAUUUCCUAGCCAGCGAAACACCUCAGCCAUUAUACAAACUCCACCUCGAUUCGUGCUUACACUGGCUGCUCCACGAAGUUCGGCUAAACAAGGGCUGGACCCAGGUGUCGCAUUCGGACCUUGAGCUCGCAUACAAGAAAGUUAAUGACGACUAUCAUUAUAUUCGGCUAUGGAAAUGUUCCGUAUUGGUAGAGGCUCCUCCGGUGGAAGUUCUGACGCGUAUACUUCGCGAGCGCCAUUUAUGGGAUGAUUGUCUUAUCAAAUAUCGCGUACUCCGGCGACUCGAUACCAAUACUGAGCUGUGCGGGUUCGUGCGCGCCGAGAUGGACCCCCACGCUAGUCGAGAAUACCUGCUCAUGCGUACAUGGCGGACGGACAUCACUCCAAAGGGCACCUGUGCCCUCAUUGAGAUGUCAGUUACAGAUCAGGACUGGCCAGGUUUUAGCUCUGGCUAUUGCCACGUAAGCACGCAGCCUACAAGCGUCCGCGCACAUGUCCUGGCCUCACGCUACCUCGUGCAGCCUGGCGGUGGAGGGCGAAGCAAGGUCACGCAUCUGGCCCGCGUUGAUACCAGGGGUCGUGGAGGUGACUGGCAUAAUCGUUCGGCAGGCAACAUCCACGCACAUCACUUGCUCAAAAUGGCGCAAUCAUUCCGGGCAGCUUCGACAACGGUCCAUACGGGGUCGCUUACUAACGGCCAAACGGUACUCAGUCAAGCAGGAUCAACAAUCGCCGACAAACAGAAAGAAACGAAGCUAUAGCGUAACUAAAGAUCCAAUGUUUUCUUGGUUCAAAGGACCAACCAGGCCACUAAUUACUCACACUAAAAGUAUAUAUGGAGGAAACAAGAUCACUUCGUAAAAGGUUGAUAUUGCUCCAAGAAACAGGCUACGAUAACCGUUUCUCAACAAAACUAACGAGAAGAUUUCAGGCACACGUGCACGUAAAGGUAGCAAACCGGAGAUUAUAAAUGUCGCGUGGAAACAAUGUUAUUGUAUACAUAGAGAUCUAUACGUUAUGGAUCAAUAUACACCUAUCUGUUGUUCCUAUUUUAUAUACAAGACAAGCGAAAACACAGUAGGCAGGAAGGUAACUAUUGUGUUAUACAGUGAUGGCAGGCGCCUGCUCUGACAGACUUUUAUUCCUGACGACAAACUGACAGUGGUGACGAAGGAGGCUGAACACUUGGUAAGGUCAUGGUGACUCCGCAACCAUCCAGGACCAACCAGCAUUACUAUGACGGCGUCUGCAUGUUGGCAAGCUAUCAAGAAGUGAAGAAGUAUUUUGUUCAAACCUUAUUACAGACCAUUGCUCCUUGCGAAGCGUCGACUAUUGGCCACGUCGGGAUCAGCUCAAGUGAUUACCAUGACAAGACGCGAAGCUGAUAGAUAACGAGAAAUCUCGGGGUCGGCGAUAAGUUUUUUUUUAUAUAGAAAACAAACUGCGUAGUCCAGCGCAUGAUACGUUCUUGGUAUCAGAUACCCUUGCAACACUGCAAGGGGCCAAGAGGAAAAGAGCGUCUUUGGGGAAGGGGGAUUCGAUAAAACUUUUUGUAGGAACGAUUCCUCAAGCAUCUGCGCAAUAUUAAAAAAAGGAAAUAAAGAACAACACGCUGGUUUAGGAAAUCACAAGUUCGACCUAAUAGACAUCGAAUGUAUCUCCGAUAGAGGUUAGCGACCGUAAGGCAACAGUAGGAAUGAUAAUGUUUAAGAAUUCACUAAAGGUCCUAGCAGACUUAGUACGUAUCCUCUGAAAUAUCUUUAUACGUAAAAAUAUAGAGAAACCAUAGUAAGGCCUAGUUGAUGGCGGGCACGUUCUUGUGGCAAUCACAGGACACGACAAUAUAUGUGAUGUAUCUGAACGACAUCUAUGUACAGGCGAUGUUGUCAAUUGUAUGUAAAUAAUAUAUGUGUGGACGGAUUCAGAGGUAGCAACAGGUCGACGAAGUAGUCAACUGUCAGUUAUUGUGUAAUUUUUCUUUGAUGUCGUUUUUUUGACUAGGUCUUACGUGCGCCGUGUGGCGGGGUCCGUUCUGAAUAUGGAGGGAACAUUGUAUCCCCACGUACGGUAUACAGUGUAUAAAUAGAUUACCGUCAAUCAGUGCCGACCACUUUGUGUAGCAGUGUUCAACUUUUAUGGUAAUGAAUCUGCAAAGUCUCAAUAGCACGAGACAGAAAAAUGAUGAUGUAAAGUAUUCGAUAUGAGUGAAUGGUUCAGUCCAGAUUUAUUAGACCGAUCCUCACAGAGCCAUGUGGUACCACCGUAUUUUUCCAUAUCGUUCCAUUAGGAACUGAGCGGCAACGAAGAUUACUCAAGUAAACAAGUAACUAUUUGCUAUUUCUGGUCGUCUGUUUCUAGCGUCUUUUUGCUAUAGCCCACAAGCAAUUGAAGGGUAUCAAGGCUCUAAGUUAUCUCUAAGAGAUGAACAAACAAACAAAGAUUGAACUACGCGACGCUAAUACAUAUCGAUACUGAUUUGGCUACACGUUUUGCCGCUGCUCAGGCGUGCCUCUAUCCGAAAUCGGUUCCUGGAGUACUAUGUACGAUAAACAUUACGUUAUAUAAACACUAAAGGAGACUUUGCCCUUCUGCUAUGAUAGAUGAUGAUCAAUUGAGGAUAUGAUAACAGCAAGGAAGGUGCGUAACAAUCAACUAAUGUUUGUUUAGCUUUUCGACAUCUCAGUUGCGGUCCGUAACUUUACUUCAUCCGUCCACAUUAUGUAAAUGUGCUCGUUAGUAUAUAGUUGCGUGUUAAAUUAUGUAAAAACAGACUUUGAUCAGUUUUGUCGUACGACUGAAGACAAAAGCUACAUUAUUCCCACUUUAGAACAGUGGUAAAUACUCUCUCCGAGUAAAUAGCUAACCGUGAAGGCUGCUGUUCCUGCUGCUGACAGGGCUGUAUAGUGAAUGACUGGCGGAAAGAGAGAGAUAUUAUAAAUGAUACAGGUAUUAAUUUUACUACUCUAGUUAAAGUAGAGACGUAUUAGUAAAUCAUACAGUGUUGCUAGUACAAGCAGACGAAAAAGCUUCCGUCGAUGAACUAUUAUAAGAAGUUAUUGUUAUUAUGUUGUCAUAUUGUAAAAUAAGUAGUAAAAGUUUAAAUUAUUACGUAGCUUUCUUGCAAUGGCUAUUGACUGAUGUGUUUCAAAAUUAGCGUUUUUUUUAAACGAAAGACAGACAGGCCAUAGGAAAGAAAGGACGACAAAUAGAAAUUAAACGUUGACAGUCAUCAUUAUAAAACAGACGUGGAAUCAACAUUUCUAAUAUUAUUACAAAACACCACAACGCAUAACUUAAUAAUGGAACCCUCUCUUGCGUCCAUAGCAGUUCCUCGAUGAGGUCACAACGUUGAAAUAAUGUUAAUAAGUAGGUAUUGAGGUGGCAGCUGCUGUAAUGAGAGAUAAUAAGCUCUGCGGACUAUUCAACGUCGUAUGUUGCACGUAGUCCAUACACGAAAGAAGCCAUAUCUAGAAGCUCAUUGCUUGUAGCGUCUGACCAUGAUCGACCACAAAGUCAUUUAAUCAGAUUCUAAUAUCGGAAUAGGAAAAACAACUUGGCAAGAGUGUAGAACUGAUAAACGGAAGAUAAACUCAGAACGUAUGUUAGGGUUACAUUUUCUACUCUACCGUCACUCUCAGUCAAGUAUAUAUGUAGACUUGACUUGGAUGUUGUGUGCGCGUCUCGUGGCCUCAAGGCUUUGUCCUCUCGAGUGGCCACGAAGCCGGUUUCGGUGACUAAGGACAAACAGGUCAAAACGGAGGUACCGAACAGAUACGCUGAGGCAAACGCCACCGAGAUUUUAACAAUAAAGUUUAUGUAACGAAAAGCAGCAUAUUGAGAAGCUGUGUCUCGUCGUUGCGGGCGCGGACACGGACACAAUUAAAAAACACUUCUCGGGAAAAGGGCUCGACGCGUCGCUUUCACGCAGUAUUACGUCAGGUAACUGAGAAGUGACUUCAUUACCAUCGUGUCAUUGUACUUGUUGACUGUAAUAAAAAAAAAAAAAAGUAAUAAUGAAACAGUUACAAAAUUCGAAAGUUCGACCAGUUCCUCUCUGGAGGAUAGACGACUUGUUUGAUUCAAGCAUUAGCGGUUGGCUUUUCUGGCCUUUUUACUGCCGGUCGUUUCGUUGUUUCGGUCGACGAGUGUUAAUGAUACUAAUCGUCAGUAGGUCUAAUUAGUGAAGAUGUGGAUGACGAUGAUAAUUUGUAGAGACGACGUGACAGAUGUAUUCUUCUAUUAUACCGUCAAACAGUAUUGUUUUUACGAGAAAACUAUACAGGCGUGUUUACAGCAUAAAUAGAAGAAUGAGUAAACAUGUAAAAUGUUUAUGGAACAUUAUGUGAAAGCGUCAACGAACAAGACCUAUUGUACUACUAGCUGAAAUUAAAUAUAUUGAAGCUCUAAUAAUAAGAGACUAUCGAACAGAUGCAAGUUAUUACGUAUGAUAGCUGCCAGAGACAACGGUGGUGUGAUGGUUAUGCUGAGCCGUAUGAAGCCGUUCAUACAAAACGACGUCCUUAGAUAGAUGCUUGAAAGCAGACGAAUUAAAUGAGAAAAGAAAGUAUAUAUUUGUCAAACAGAUGGUGGAUUGGACGAGCAAGCAAACCAAAUAGGAUAUGGCGAUUAACAGCGACAUCGAUGAUGACAAUAAUAGAAACAGUAUUCAUAAGAAGCAUAAUACGAAGUAUUCCCGAGUGAAUGUAUGAACAGCUGGUGAUGGUGGCAAAGUGCUGGAUAACAAGUGGACAAAACGCUCCACGAUAGCGAAAAAUAUAUAUUCUAAUAGAUUGCACGAAUAAACAACGGACCCAACACGCUUACAACAUGAUUGCUCCGCAACACAGUUAACAAAAGACGCAGCACACGACAAGAAGAAGGUCGACUAGGUGUCACGUCCAUGGGACAUGCGACUUCACGAAUUCCACGUCAACUCGCUUGACGCUUACUGUCUUCAGAUUGAAUGCAUGGGGACCAACUUUGUGUUGAUAUGAAUAGUCAUCUGUGAUCAAUUGCGAUCUCGUCCAAUAGAGGAAAAAGCUAUAGUUAAAAAAAAAAAAAAAA